CAAAAUCUAUUUAUUCCAGGAUCCGAUGAGUCGCCCUCCCUCCUCCCCUCUCGUUUUCGUUCAGCUUUUUGCGCGAACAUCUAAAGUUUAGUCAGGCAUUUUUUAGACAGCCCUAAUGUAGUUCCCCCCCCCGCGCAGGAAGGAGCGGAGAGCUCAGGAAGCACCGCCUUCUUUCUUUUCGGCCUCGGACGCCAUUUUACAGUAAUCAGUCAAGAUGACCAACACAAAGGGGAAGAGGAGGGGGACACGUUACAUGUUCUCAAGGCCCUUUCGCAAACAUGGUGUUGUCCCCCUUGCCACUUACAUGCGCAUCUAUAAGAAGGGUGAUAUUGUUGACAUUAAGGGCAUGGGCACAGUUCAGAAAGGCAUGCCCCACAAAUGUUACCAUGGCAAGACAGGAAGAGUAUAUAACAUUACUCAGCAUGCUGUGGGCAUUAUUGUGAACAAGAAGGUUAAGGGCAAGAUUCUUGCCAAGAGAAUUAAUGUGCGAAUUGAGCAUAUCAAGCACUCUAAGAGCAGAGACAGCUUCUUGCAGCGUGUUAAGGAAAACGAAAGAAAGAAAAAGGAAGGAAAGGAAAAGGGCACUUGGUUUGAAUUAAAACGCCAGCCUGCUCCUCCAAGAGAAGCCCACUUUGUGAGGAACAAUGGCAAAGAGCCAGAGCUGCUGGAACCAAUUCCAUACGAGUUCAUGGCAUAGUGUAUAUGAACAAAAUAAAAUCUCAUGUAGUGGACUGAA
This is a messenger RNA of Rhineura floridana, 736 nucleotides long. It is a transcript of the gene RPL21, whose product is annotated as ribosomal protein L21. Bases 215 to 697 code for a protein of 160 amino acids. The transcript is spliced from 6 exons. Gene Ontology annotation, cellular component: cytosolic large ribosomal subunit; ribosome. Gene Ontology annotation, biological process: translation. Gene Ontology annotation, molecular function: structural constituent of ribosome. The record is from RefSeq and is a predicted model, not a curated record. NCBI's taxonomy places the organism in Eukaryota, Metazoa, Chordata, Lepidosauria, Squamata, Rhineuridae.